GACGACGGAGCUAAACCGGCGACCGAGGCAGCUUCAUUGUUGUGAAGAGUCUUAAAGGGGCCGCAUCACCCGGCCGGCCCGGCGCGGGGCUGGGGUGGGUGCGGCGGGGGUCCCGGGGCGGCCAAGCGCGGAGGAAGGACGGGAAGGAGGGCAGGGGCGCGGGAGCCGCUGAAGCGGAGCGGGCAUCGGACGGACCCCCCAACAGGCCCCGCCCUGGCCCCGGCACGGCCAGAUGGACCCCCCAGCGGCCAAGCGGAGCCGGGGCUGCCCCGCGGGACCGGAGGAACGCGAUGCCGGGGCCGGGGCCGUGCGCGGCCGGGGUCGGCCCGAGGCGCUGCUGGACCUCAGCGCCAAGCGAGUAGCCGAGAGCUGGGCCUUCGAGCAGGUGGAAGAGCGGUUCUCCCGGGUGCCUGAGCCAGUCCAGAAGCGCAUCGUGUUCUGGUCGUUUCCACGCAGCGAACGGGAAAUAUGUAUGUACUCAUCACUGGGCUACCAGCCCCCAGAGGGCGAGCAUGAUGCCCGGGUGCCCUUCACCCGUGGGCUGCACCUGCUGCAAAGCGGGGCUGUAGACCGCGUCCUGCAAGUGGGGUUCCACCUGAGCGGAAACAUCCUCGAGCCGGGGGGCCCCGGAGAGCCCGAGCGCCUGUUCCACGUCUCCAUCAGCUUUGAUCGCUGCAAGAUCACGUCCGUGAGCUGUGGCUGCGACAACCGCGACCUCUUCUACUGCGCCCACGUGGUGGCCCUGUCGCUGUACCGCAUCCGGCAUGCGCGCCAGGUGGAGCUGCGGCUGCCCAUCUCCGAGACGCUGUCACAGAUGAACCGGGACCAGCUGCAGAAGUUCGUGCAGUACCUAAUCAGCGCCCACCACACCGAGGUGCUGCCCACCGCUCAGCGCUUAGCCGACGAGAUCCUCCUGCUGGGCUCAGAGAUCAACCUGGUGCAUGGUGCCCCAGACCCCACAGCAGGUGCGGGCAUCGAGGAUGCCAACUGCUGGCACCUGGACGAGGAGCAGAUUCAGGAGCAAGUAAAGCAGUUGUUGUCCAACGGCGGCUACUACGGGGCCAGCCAGCAGCUGCGCUCCAUGUUCAGCAAGGUGCGGGAGAUGCUGCGAAUGCGGGACUCCAACGGGGCACGCAUGCUGAUCCUCAUGACUGAGCAGUUCCUGCAGGACCCACGCCUGGCUCUGUGGCGACAGCAGGGUGCAGGCAUGACGGACAAGUGCCGGCAGCUCUGGGACGAGCUGGGGGCCCUGUGGGUCUGCGUCAUCCUGAGCCCCCACUGCAAACCAGAAGAGCGGGCGGGCUGGCUCCAGCUGCUUGGCAAGUGGGACAAGCUCGAUGUGUGCCCGCUGGAAGAGGGCAACUACUCCUUCAACGGCCCCAGCCUGCAGCCUGCUGUGGCCCCCAGCCCAGGCUCAGAGGAGGAGGAAGAGGAGGAGGUGGCAGCCAUGACUUCCCGCCACACAGUGUUUGGCCGUGCCCUGCAGGCUGGAGAGCUGCACUGGAGUGACGGCCAUCUACAGAGAAUCCUGGCCAGCGACUCUUAUGGCCCCAGCCUCACAGGCAGCGUGGGUGGUGACAAGCUGACCUUUGACCCCCAGGCCCGCCCACUCUGGCUGGGUGAACCUUUCCCCACUGCCUGUGCCCGUGUGGACGCCCUGCGUGCCCAUGGAUACCCCCGCCAGGCCCUGCGGCUGGCAGGUGCCAUAGUCAACACACUCCGGCUGCAGCAGCGGCAUCAGCUUGAGAGCUACAAGCAGCAGAAAAAAGAGCUGCUCCAAAAAGGCUCCACCUGCAUCACUAACACGGAAGGAUGGGUGGGCCACCCCCUGGAUCCCAUUGGCUGCCUCUGCAGGGCGCUCCUGGAGGCCUGUCGCCUGGAGGAGGAGACCCUCGCUCUUUACCCAGAAUCAGGCUCCGAGAAGCGCAAGGUGGCCUACCAGCAUGUCCCCGUGCCCGGGAGCCCUGGAGAGUCCUACCUGGUGCUGGCUCUGGAGGUGGCACUGCUGGGGCUGGGGCAGCAGCGGGCCCUGCCAGAGGGGCUGUAUGCCCAGGACAAGGUGGUGCGCAGCGAGGAGCAGCUGCUGGCCCUGCUGGAGGAGGUGGACUUGGAUGAGCGGUUGGUGCAGGUGUUGCGCAAGCAGGCGGGGCUGCUGCUGGAAGGGGGUCCCUUCAGCGGCUUCGGAGAGGUGCUGUUCCGGGAGAGCGUGCCCAUGCACACCUGUGCCCGCUACCUGUUCACUGCGCUGCUGCCUCAUGACCCAGACCUGGCCUAUCGCCUCGCACUCCGAGCCAUGAGGCUGCCUGUACUGGAGACAGCGUUUCCGGCUGGAGAACCUCACCCCAACCCGCUGGACUCCAUCAUGAGCAACCGCUUCCCCCGCUGGUUCAUCCUCGGCCACCUGGAGACCCGCCAGUGUGAACUGGCCUCUGCCAUGCUGACAGCCGCCAAGGGAGACCCUAAGUGGCUGCACGCGGUCUUGGGCUCCAUCCAGCAGAACAUCCACUCUCCGGCCCUGCUCUUCAAGCUGGCACAGGACGCCUGCAAGACAGCCACCCCAGCCAGUGCGCCACCGGAUACCACGCUGCUGGGCAUCGCGUUGGAGCUAGGCCUGCAGGUGAUGCGGAUGACCCUGAACACCAUGACCUGGCGGCGGAGGGAGAUGGUGCGCUGGCUGGUCAGCUGUGCCACGGAGAUUGGCCCACAAGCCCUGAUGAACAUCAUGCAGAACUGGUAUUCUUUAUUCACGCCAGUGGAGGCGGCCACCAUCGUGGCAGUGACAGGCACCACGCAUGCCACGCUGCUGCGGCUGCAGCUAGACACAGCCCGGCGGGAGGAGCUCUGGGCCUGCGCGCGCACCCUGGCACUGCAGUGCGCCAUGAAAGACCCUCAGAACUGCGCCUUGCCCGCCCUGACCCUGUGCGAGAAGAACCACGCGGCCUUUGAGGCGGCCUAUCAGAUCGUGCUGGACGCCGCCGCCGGAGGGCUGGGCCACGCUCACCUCUUCACGGUGGCCCGCUAUAUGGAGCACCGUGGCCUGCCUCUGCGGGCCUACAAGCUGGCGACGCUGGCCUUGGCGCAGCUCAGCAUAGCCUUCAACCAGGACAGCCACCCCGCCGUCAACGACGUGCUGUGGGCCUGCUCCCUCAGCCACUCGCUGGGCCGGCACGAGCUCUCCGCCAUCGUCCCCCUUAUCGUCCGAAGCAUCCACUGUGCCCCAAUGCUCUCUGACAUCCUGCGCCGCUGGACCCUCUCGGCGCCUGGCCUGGGUCCCCUGGGGGCCCGCCGGGCUGCCAAGCCACUGGGCGCCGACCGGGCCCCGCUCUGCCAGCUCUUGGACGCCGCAGUAGCCGCCUACAUUACCACUAGCCACUCCCGCCUCACGCACAUCAGCCCGCGACACUAUGGCGACUUCAUUGAGUUCCUGGGCAAGGCCCGUGAGACCUUCCUCUUGGCGCCCGACGGGCACCUUCAGUUUGCCCAGUUCUUGGAGAACCUCAAGCAGACCUACAAGGGCAAGAAGAAGCUCAUGCUUUUGGUGCGAGAGCGCUUCGGUUGAGAGGUGGCAGGGUGGUGGGAGUGGGGAUCCCCUCACCCCUGCCCCCCUGCACCCCCGCUCUCCUUGGGGGGCCUCAGCACUGGAGGCCCAUGUGGCAUUUCAGUAUUAAGUCAGGGAAGGAGCCCGGCUGGAGAUGGGAGGCAGGGGGGGUGUCGUCCUGCCACUGCCACGUGCGUGCCUAGGAGUGUGUGAACGAGUGUGUGAGACUCUAGGAGCAGAAGCCAUACCACCGCCCAGGAGCCUGGAAGGGGGUGUGUGCUUGGGCAGCCGGUAUUGACCCCGCCCUGGGCACCCCAAAAGCAAUAGACAAGCUCACCCUCUCCAAACUCACAGGCCUGGCUUGGGCUCCAGGAGGUGGCGGGAGGCAGGACUUCCCAGAAACUGGCCCACUAAGUCAAUGUAGCAGACCUUCCCAGAAACCCCCCCCCCGGUGGCCAGGGGACUUAUAUUAGGGCAUCUGAGUCCUUUGUGCCCUCCCUCUGCCCCACUGCUCAGGGUCCCUAGUCUGCCGCCUCCCAGGCAGCUGCCCAGCCAGGACCAAUGUCUCACCCCCACGGAAGGAUCUGAGGAGGCUUCAGGCCUCAGCCACAUACCUCACCCCCUCACCCUGUGUCUGGCCAGGACGUCCCCCCAUUCCCUUGGGCACCAGGGUCCCAAGAUGGGCUGGGGGGUGGUCAUCGCUGCCCCUUGCCCCACCUGCUAGUCACUGGACAUGUAACUCAGGAACCGAGCCAGGCUCACACACUGCCCCUCUGAGCCUGGUGUCAGGGGACACAGGCACAAGAGAGCCAGGGACCCCCAACCCCGAUCUGGAAAGGAAAGAGACCUGCUUCUUGGCAUUUUCUGGCUGUCUUGUCUGUCGUUUUCUCCUCCUCUGUCUCCCUGCUUCACCCAUUCUUCUUACUCUGUUUCCAUAUUUAUCUGCAUCACUCUCGGUCCCAUAUGCUGCCUCUCUUUGGCCACCCUUCCCUUCCCCUGCCUUGGCCCAGGGGGGAGGAGGAGGGAGGGCGUCCCACUGCCCAGUCACUUCCUGCACCUUCCCGGCUCUUGUGUAUUAAGGACAAAAGAUCACGUCAUUUUGUAACUUUUUUUCUAUUUAUUGAACCAUAUAUUGUAUAUCCGUGUUUUUUCUCUUUUCUUUUCUUAAAGAUUGAACACAGA
This is a messenger RNA of Lemur catta (Ring-tailed lemur), 4720 nucleotides long. RefSeq names its product zinc finger SWIM-type containing 4 (gene ZSWIM4). Gene Ontology annotation, cellular component: Cul2-RING ubiquitin ligase complex. NCBI's taxonomy places the organism in Eukaryota, Metazoa, Chordata, Mammalia, Primates, Lemuridae. Bases 233 to 3559 code for a protein of 1108 amino acids. Gene Ontology annotation, molecular function: zinc ion binding. The transcript is spliced from 14 exons. The record is from RefSeq and is a predicted model, not a curated record.